CGGUCAACUCCCUCUAGGACUCCAUAAAUAUGAUAAUCUUGAAUUGGUGAUAAAAUACAGCAUAUCUGUCAAAAUAUUAAACUAGAAAAGCCCAAAGUUCAUUCAAGAACCUCAUACCAAACCACACAGCAAAGCAUUAAAGACCUGUUUAAAAAGAAGAGAAAGUUGAAAGAAACAACAAAAAGAAGGAAAAUGGAAGAUAUUACAGAGAAAAAAGAGAGAGGUCGAGGUGAUGAAGAGAGUAGCUUAACUAAAGUUUAUGAUAUUUCCAAGAAUCCAAUUUUUUACUUACAAGAAGCUAUUAGAGUUAUUCUCAACUGUCUUGGUUUUGAAUCUUCAAAACCUGAGUCGUCGUCUUCGUCGUCUUCUUCUUCUUCAAGUAUGUCAGAUCAAAAAGAAGAAAAAGAAGAAGAGAAUAUUAAUGAAGAGAGUGGUGAAAAAGAAAAUUGUGUUUUCCAAGAAGAAGAUGGUCCUGAAGUGAAGCAGGCUUCAACAAAUAUUAACAACGAAAACCCUAGUACUCCAUCAGCUAAUGAUCCACCUCAAUCCCAAACACUUAUAGAAGCAGCAACAAGGAGGGGAAGAACACCACCAAGACCUGGAGUUAGCAGAGGAAGUCCUCCUCAGAACAAUUAAUUUAAGUUAAAUCUCCUCUCAAAAUCUAUGACCCAUUUCAUACUUUGGUAAGACUGAGUUUGUUAUAUAUAUGGUCAAUUUUCAAGAUUAAGUUUUGCUGGCCUUUUAUCUUGGUUUGAUUUCCGUACAUGUUAAUUGUUUUAUGUUGUUUUAGGUCCUUUAUUUGUUUAUAUAUAUUGUAUGAUAUAAGGAUUUUAUAUAUGCAAGUUAAUUAGUACAUAAUCUACAAGUUAUUUGUUGAA
Messenger RNA from Nicotiana attenuata, 878 nucleotides. RefSeq names its product elicitor peptide 6. The record is from RefSeq and is a predicted model, not a curated record. The transcript is spliced from 2 exons. Lineage: Eukaryota; Viridiplantae; Streptophyta; Magnoliopsida; Solanales; Solanaceae. The coding region runs from base 193 to 636 and encodes 147 amino acids.